AUGGAGGGUGGAGGUGAGGGCGAGGGAGCAGAGGCAAGGCUGCGACAGCAAGGGAGGGCUAGAGAAAGAACAAAGAUUGAGGCGACCCAGAGGGCCACGACUAUAAUGCUGCAAUGGAGGACUGGUGGCGAGGCUAUGGCUGCGAAGGAAGAAGGGCCAGAGGGCCAAAGGAUCAACAUGUACUCAGCAAGUUCCACAGUAUCAGAAUCAGAUGUUGCUCUUUUAGAGCGCAUUCGCCAGCAUCUUCUCAAUGACGAUGACGACUUUGAAACCCUGGCGAAAAUCGCUGAAAAUGUUCAGUUCCUUUGCCCAGAUUCAAGUUUCAUCACAUUCCCUUCACUGGAGACAACAAUGUCCUUCGAAGCAAAUGAUGACGACGCGGACGUCCAUCACGAUCCCCUGAAAGACGCUGUGGGAUUCGAAUCACCCUGCUCGUUGAAUGAGCAACCGGUCGUGGAUUACGGACACGUCGAAGCAAAUGAGGCCAUGCCUGCGGUGAUGCGCGAAUGUGACGCCCAGCCUGGAGGGUGUCUCUACCGGGGAGAAGCUGGGUUGGCUUAUGACCGGGCAGCGUUUGCAAUGCGUGGGGCCAAGGCCAGGCUAAAUUUCCCUCACUUGAUCGGUUGCGAUGAGGUGGAGCCCGUGAGGGUCACUCGGAAGCGGCACCGUUCACCUGAGGCUGGGAGCGGCUCGCUGGAUUCAAAGUGUAGAAAAGAGGACUCGACUGGCUCGGCCGGUGACCCUGAGGAGCUUAAUGGCUAUGUCAUGUCGUUUCAAUAG
Molecule: messenger RNA, 780 nt
Organism: Eucalyptus grandis
Lineage: Eukaryota; Viridiplantae; Streptophyta; Magnoliopsida; Myrtales; Myrtaceae
Exons: 3
Coding region: 1-780 (259 amino acids)
Biological process (GO): regulation of DNA-templated transcription
Molecular function (GO): DNA-binding transcription factor activity
Source: RefSeq, a predicted model, not a curated record